AUGGCUGCCAGACCUGCACCUGCAAGGUGAGUAUGUCUGCCAUACACUGACACACAGGUACAUACAGUACGUACCAACAUACACUUACAUACGUUGACUAAAUGGUGAUUCUUUGCUCUCUCUUUCUGUGGGUUGCGCUAGGAGGGUAGUAUGGUGUGUUCCCCCCCUUCCUGCCCCCCCGUCGACUGCUCUGAACAGGAGACACUUCAUGGAGAGUGCUGCCCUAGCUGUAGAGGUUUGUAUAAUUCAUACACUCUGUCAGAAGAAAUGGUGUGUUCUUAUUACUGACAUAUGCAUUUAUUUGUGAUGGGGUGUCUGUAGGUUGUAUCCAUACAGGCAUCCGUUACCACCACAGAGCUAAAUGGAGACCAUCAGAAAACCCCUGUAGUCUCUGUUACUGUCUGGUGAGUCUCUCUCUCUCGCUCUUUUUCUCUCGCUCUUUCUCUCGCUCUUUCUCUCUCGUUCUUUCUCUCUCUCUCUUUUUCUCUCUCUCUCAUCCUCUCUUUCUCCUUCUUUCUCUCUCUCUUUUGCUCUUUCUAUUUCUCAUAAUCCUCUAGAGAUGGCUUCAUGUGCUGACAGGAAUUUACUUUUACUGUAGAUUAAUUUCCUGACCUUUAACUUUUGCCAGGAGGGUGUUGUUAAAUGUGAGACAGAGAGGUGUAGCCCUCCAUGUCGGAACCCCGCCUCCCCACCACCCAAUACCUGCUGCCCAGUCUGCCAUGGUGAGACACCCGCUUUGCAUGUGCGUGUGUGUGUGUGUGCGCGCGCAUGUGUGUGUGUGUGUGUGUGUGUGGAAUUGAGUAUACAGUGACAGUGUGUGUUUAUGUGUGUUUCAGGUUGUGGAAUGAAUGGCCAGGACUUCCUGAAUGGAGCCCAGGUCCCUAGUGUAGACCGCUGUCAGGAGUGUGUGUGUGUGGUAAGACUUUGAGAGAGCUCUGUCUCUGUAAGUCGCUCUGGAUAAGAGCGUCUGCUAAAUGACUAAAAUGUAAAUGUAAAUGUAUGUCAAAUAUUUGUGCAUACAGUAUGUCUAAAACGGACUCUGAAGUGUGUGUGCGUGUUUCUCGUCUCUCUCUCUCUCCUCAGAAUGGAGAUGUCCACUGCUCGCCUCGACCCUGCCCCGCCGUUUCCUGUCCGAACUCUGUCCGUCGCCCCGGAGACUGUUGCCCACGGUAGCACACACAUAAAGCCUCCAGUAUCAUAGCUGUAGUAGCACAUGUAGUUAAAAAUGCAUCACCUUUCGCCUGUGUGUGUUAUAGGUGUGAGCAGUGUGAGUAUGACUCUCAGGUGUUGAUGUUCCCCUCCAGGACAGAUCCCUGUUUCCGCUGCCAUUGCUCUGUGAGUACUGACUAUGUGUGUGGAUGUGUUCAAGUCGGGAAUCAGUAUGGCCACAACAAAAAAGUGACAUAUUGGAAGUAUAUGAAUAGGCUGUUGAGGUGUCAUUUGAUGUGUUUCUCUCUCUCCUAUAGGCUGGAAAGUUGUCAUGUGAUAUGUUUCUCUCUUACCAAUAGGCUGGAGAGGUGUCAUGUGAGCGUAUGGAUGCAUCAUGUCCUCCUCUGCGUUGUAGCCACCCUGCCAAGCCUAGAGGACAGUGCUGUCCCACCUGUGAUCGUGAGUUCAGCCGUCCGCAGUCUUCACACUCUAUCUUCUAACCUUCACCACUAUCUACCCCAUCGGAUCUCUUUGUGUGUGUGUCUUUGCAGAAUGUGAGUACGAGAGGAGAGUCUACGUUAAUGGUAACGUUUUUAACCCAGCUGGAAGUGGACCUUGUGUCCAGUGCAGCUGCAAGGUGGGUCUGAACACACACAUAGAUAUACAGUGGGGGAAAAAGUAUUUAGUCAGCCAACCAAUUGUGCAAGUUCUCCCACUUAAAAAGAUGAGAGAGGCCUAUAAUUUUCAUUAUAGGUACACGUCAACUAUGACAGACACACACAUUCAUGCACAUACUAAUGAACAAUACGUAAGUUCUCAGUGUGUGUGUGUGUGUAUCAGGGUGGAAAUGUGAGGUGCCAAGAGGAGAGGUGUCCUCCGGUCCAGUGUUCCAACCCCAUCAUCGACCCCCAGUUCUGCUGCCCCAUCUGCAAUGGUACCACACACAACUGAAUAUUAUUUUGCAACAAUAAUAACUUCCUAUACAUACAGAGAUAAAGACAGGAAUAUAUCUUAACUUUAUCAAUCCUUCACCCCCCUCUCUCUAUAGUGUGUGUGUUGGAGGGGUUGGAGUAUGAGGAGGGUUCUCAGUGGCAGGCUGAGGGCUGCUCCAGCUGUACCUGUCUAAACGGAGAAGUGGUGUGUACACACACACACUGUCCCCCCACCGCCUGCACACACCCCACCAAGACCACCGGUAAGACUGUGUGAGUGUGCAUGUCUGUCUAUGUGUAUUUAUUUGAAAUGGCUAUCUUUCUUUUCCAUUCUUCCAUUCUAUUGUCUUUUUCCUCUCUCUCUAGGUUCGUGCUGUGCAGAGUGUGAGCGCUGUACCUUCAACCAGCGUAUCUAUAGAAACAGACAAACCUUUACACACCCCGACCAGCCCUGUCAUACCUGCACCUGUCUGGUGAGAGGACACACACACAGGCAAACAUACACACAAACAUAACAUACUGCAACAUAGAAUUGCAUAACAUGGUCCUACCCCCCACUCCCCAGGACGGUACAGUGCAGUGUGUGAGGAGAGCCUGUCCCCCCCUGAACUGUUCCAACACACACACACCGCAUAGAGAGUGCUGCCCUAAAUGCCCAGGUACUCUUCGCCUAAAACACACACACAUAUAUUAACCUUGUAAAUGCAAAACACAUGGGUUUUCUAAGUGUAUUUCUGCCUGUGUGUUUGUUCCAGACUGUUCCUUUGAGAAUCGUGUGUUUGUGGACGGCGAGGCGUUCCCCAGCCCGGUGAGUGUGUGUGAGGAGUGUGUGUGUGUGUCAGGGAGGGUCAACUGCCACGCAUCAGAAUGCCCCCGGCCUCACUGCACCACCCCCCUCCCAGGGACCUGCUGCCAGAACAACUGUAACGGUACACACACACCCACACACACAGACACAGACAUACACAGACAUACACACACGUGGGCAUACACACACACACAUAUAUAUAGUGUCAAAACAUGUCUAAGUAAAUAACACCCUUUUUGCAGGGUGUAGCUACGCUGGGAAAGAGUACCCCAACGGACAAGAGUUCCCCCAUCCCACUGACAACUGCAGGACCUGCCACUGUAUAGUAAGAACACACACAACACCACCAUCAAUGUUGAGGGUUAUCCGUAAUCCAGUGUUUUGCCCAUUCUAAAAUUGCCAUCCUACUGUAGCUCAAGGUUUGUGUGACAGUCCCGUGUGCCUACAACCAUGAAACUGUUCAAAUCAAAUCAAAUCAAAUCAAAUUGUAUUUGUCACAUGCGCCGAAUACAACAGGUGAAAUGCUUACUUACAAGCCCUUAACCAACAAUGCAGAAAAUAAGUGUUAAGUAAAAAAUAGAUAACUAAAAAAUAAAAAUAACAAGUAAUUAAAGAGUAGCAGUAAAAUAACAGUAGCGAGGCUAUAAACAGAGGGUACCGGUGCAGAGUCAAUGUGCAGGGGUUAGUCGAUGUAAUUGAGGUAAUACAGUUGAAGUCGGUAAUGUACAAACACCUUAGCCAAAUAAAUGUAAACUCCGUUUUUCACAAUUCCUGACAUUUAAUCCUAGUAAAAAUUCCCUGUUUUAGGUCAGUUAGGAUCACCACUUUAUUUUAAGAAUGUGAAAUGUCAGAAUAAUAGUAGAGAAUGAUUUAUUUAAGCAUUCUUUCAUCAUAUUCCCAGUGGGUCAGAAGUUUACAUACACUCAAUUGGUAUUUGGUAGCAUUGCCUUUAAAUUGUUUAACUUGGGUCAAAUGUUUCGGGUAGCCUUCCACAAGCUUCCCACAAUAAGUUGGGUGAAUUUUGUCCCUUUCCUCCUGACAGAGCUGGUGUAACUGAGUCAGGUUUGUAGGCCUCCUUGCUAGCACACGCUUUUUCAGUUCUGCCCACACAUUUUCUAUAGGAUUGAGGUCAGGGCUUUGUGAUGGCCACUCCAAUACCUUGACUUUGUUGUCCUUAAGCCAUUUUGCCACAACUUUGGAAGUAUGCUUGGGGUCAUUGUCCAGUUGGAAGACCCAUUUGCGACCAAGCUUUAACUUCCUGACUGAUGUCUUGAGAUGUUGCUUCAAUAUAUCCACAUAAUUUUCCUUCCUCAUGAUGCCAUCUAUUUUGUGAAGUGCACCAGUCCCUCCUGCAGCAAAGCACCCCCACAGAAUGAUGCUGCCACCCCCCCGUGCUCCACGGUUGGGAUUGGUGUUCUUCGGCUUGCAAGCUACCCCCUUUUUCCUCCAAACAUAACGAUGGUCAUUAUGGCCAAACAGUUCUAUUUUUCUUUCAUCAGACCAGAGGACAUUUCUGCAAAAAGUACGAUAUUUGUCCCCAUGUGCAGUUGCAAACCGUAGUCUGGCUUUUUUAUGGCGGUUUUGGAGCAGUCGCUUCUUCCUUGCUGAGUGGCCUUUCAGGUUAUGUCGAUAUAGGACUCGUUUUACUGUGGAUAUAGAUACUUUUGUACCUGUUUCCUCCAGCAUCUUCACAAGGUCCUUUGCUGUUGUUCUGGGAUUGAUUUGCACUUUUCACACCAAAGUAUAUUCAUCUCUAGGAGACAGAACGCGUCUCCUUCCUGAUCGGUUUGACGGCUGCGUGAUCCCAUGGUGUUUAUACUUGCAUACUAUUGUUUGCACAGAUGAACGUGGUACCUUCAGGCAUUUGGAAAUUGCUCCCAAGGAUGAACCAGACUUGUGGAGGUCUACAAUUUUUUUCUGAGGUCUUGGCUGAUUUCUUUUGAUUUAUUCCCAUGAUGUCAAGCAAAGAGGCACUGAGUUUGAAGGUAGGCCUUGAAAUACAUCCAUAGGUACGCCUCCAAUUGACUCAAAUGAUGUCAAUUAGCCUAUCAGAAGCUUCUACAGCCAUGACAUCAUUUUCUGGAAUUUUCCAAGCUGUUUAAAAGCACAGUCAACUUAGUGUAUGUAAACCUCUGACCCACUGGAAUUGUGAUACAGUGAAUUAUAAGUGAAAUAAUCUGUCCGUAAACAAUUGUUGGAAAAAUUACUUGUCUCAUGCACAAAGUAGAUGUCCUAACCGACUUGCCAAAACUAUAAUUUGUUAACAAGAAAUUUGUGGAGUGGUUGAAAAAAGAGUUUUAAUGACUCCAACCUAAGUGUAUGGGUGAGCAGUUGCCAUACGCUCUACCCUCUGUAGUGCCUUGCGGUCGUAGGUCGAGCAGUUGCCAUACCAGGCAGUGAUGCAACCAGUCAGGAUGCUCUCAAUGGUGCAUCUGUAGAUCUUUUUGAGGACCCAUGCCAAAUCUUUUCAGUCUCCUGAGGGGGAAUAGGCUUUGUCAUGCCCUCUUCAUGACUGUCUUGGUGUGUUUGGAAAGGCCCAUACCUUGUGUGUGUUGUAGAAUGGUAACGUCCAGUGCUUGAUGAGGAGGUGUCCACCGUUGGGGUGCUCCAACCCCAACCUGCUGCCUGGAGAAUGCUGCCCCCAAUGCCCAGGUACGCAACUACAGGCAGGGACAAAGAUUGAGUAAUUGAAAUUAAAAGUAAAUGUAUUAUUUUAUGUCAUAAAUGAUUCUAUGUGUCUGUGCAGCCCCCCCUGCUGACUGUGUAUAUGAGGGUCGGCCCUACAGACACACUGAGCGUUUCUAUGACCCCGCUGACCCCUGUCGAUCAUGCCUCUGCACCAAUGGGACGUCUCGAUGCCAGCGCAAGCCCUGCCCCCUUGCUCACUGCUCACACCCCAUACAGCAGGAGUGCUGCAGGACCUGCGACGGUACGACACUUCUACAUAACAUGACAUUAUACUUCAUACAGCCUGCAUAGCAUGACAUUGCACUUCACACAGCCUACAUAACAUGACAUUGCACUUCAUACAGCCUACAUAACAUGACAUUACACUUCAUACAGCCUACAUUACAUGAUAUUACACAUACAGCCCACGUGUGUGUUUCAGGCUGUCUGUAUGAGGGUCGGGAGCGGGCCAACGGGGAGUCAUGGGGUGAUGUGUCGGACCCGUGUGGAGUGUGUGUGUGUCGCGAGGGUUCCGUCCACUGUGAGAGGAAACGUUGCCCUGCUGUCAGCUGUCCCUACCCCAUACAGAGAGAGUGCUGCCUAGCCUGUGAUGGUGAGACACCUUGUGGGAUACGGUGUGUGUGUCUUUGUGUGUUUGUCUGUGUCUGUUUGUCUAAAUCAGUCCCUGAUUAGAGGGGAAUGAUUAAAACCCUUCUCUCCACCCUUCUCUCGCUCUCUCUCUGCAGGCUGUAUGUAUGGGGGUAAGGAGUAUCCUGAUGGCUAUGAGUUUCUCAGUGGAGAGGACCCGUGUCGAGUGUGUACGUGUUACGCAGGUGAUGUGGUGUGUAGCCAGCUACCCUGCUACCAGGACUGCACACACCCCUACAAACCACCCGGCCAGUGCUGCGGAGAGUGUAACCGUGCGUACACACACACACCUCAUACCCACACCAUAUCUCAGUGUUCCUCUAAGUAACAUAUUUACAAUGUUUCUCCUUUAGACAUGGUUUCUAUGGCAAUUUCUUCCUGUGACAGGUUGUUCCCAUGGCAAUGUGGUCCUCAUCAGCAGCCAGUCCAUCCCUGACCCCACUGACCCCUGCUCAGAGUGUACCUGCCAGGUAACACACUAUUCAGUGUUUAAUACACAAUGGAAAGAAAGUAUACCCAAACAAGCAUCAGCUAAGCUUGAACAAAAAGGGAUUCAGGUGCUCAACUGAGGGACUUGAAAAUCCCCCAAAUAAGUAUUAUCCCAGUACACUUCGACGGGUGACUGUCCAGGAAAAUAAAGGAAAAGGAGCACUCUGUUUCUGCAUAGAUCUGAUUAUUUAUUGACGGGACAUACAUUCAGGCUUACGUUUCGGCGUAAUCGCCUUCAUCAGACACCUAUUUGUACUUUGUAUGUGUAACUGUAACUUUAUUUUUCUCUUUCUCUCGCUCUCCCUCCCGCUCUCUCUCCUCUCUAUAUCUCUCUCUCUCUCUGUCUGUAGGGUGGAUCAGUGAGGUGUGUGAAGAUGUUGUGUCCUCCAGCCUCCUGCUCUCAUCCUGCCACCAGCCCCUGUGGCUGCCCCGUGUGUGACGGUACUCUACCCACUAUAACAUGUCUGUCUGUCUGUCUUUCUGUCUGACAGUGACAUUAAUGUUUUUGUUAUGUGUGUAUGUCUGCCUGCCUGCCUGUGUGUGUGUGUGUGUGUGUGUGUGUGUGUGUGUGUGUGUGUGUAGGCUGUGUGUUCAAGGGCGGAGCUUACGUUGAUGGACAGGUCUUCCCUGGAACCAGAGGAACCUGUGAUGACUGCACAUGCUCAGUAAGUGGUCAAGUGUCAGGGUCAGAGUUCAGGGUGGGGUCAAAGUUAAAUGGCUGCGUUGCCUAAUUCUCUGCAAUCCUCUUUCUGCACAUGUGCGAGAUUCUCUACUUUACUACUCCUUCCGCUGCCGCAGCAUAUCAAACACAAGCAGGACUCAGACAGGCAGUCUAUAUAGCGAUGUAAUGCUCUUUUUUAAAAUCAUCAUUGCAAACAUUGCCUAAGCAGGAAGCAGACAGGGAGUCAAAGUAUUAGUGUUCUUUUUUCAGUUUUUAACAGUUGUAUGUUAUUUGUGGUUAAAACGCAGAUUGUUUUUGCCCCAAAGCAGUGUGUAGACUGCACUGUAAAGCCGGAUAAGUUCUGGCUACUCAUUGAGGAAACCGAUUACCUAAACAAAAAAUAGUUAAGAAAGUGAAACAGCUGAAGUGAGCAGUACUACCUUCAUAGUUUUUUGAUUAAGGUAUACUUAAAUUGAAUGCCCCCACUAAGCCACGACUCCAAUAAUUUCCCAGUGUGCUUUGCCUUUUCGAUUGAAUUGUAGAGUUACCACCCAUGACUGUAUUUGUUCUUGACAGAGACAUGGUUGUUGUAUUCGUUCAUUUAGUCCUGUGGCCUUCACCAAGUGAGUUCCUAGGUGAAUAUUAUCAGUAUAAUUUAACCAUUACAUAUAUCAUAAGGCCUUAUACAGUGGCCUGAAACUCAUAGUUUACAGCCCACAUCAGGCCUGCAAGUAGGGUUGCAACAUUCCACAAACUUUCCCCAAAACUAUUCCAGUAAUCUUCCAACCAGGAGUUCUGGAAAACCUGGGAAAUGUACCAUAAUUUUGCAACCCUAACUGUAAAACACAUUAUGCUGGCUUUCAGUAACGGGUGCAAAAAUGCAAUUAUUGGAUUAGUUUAGAUUUUUUUUGUAUCUUUGUGUAGCAUAACAUUUAAUCAAUCAAUCACUCAAUGUACAGUGGGGAAAAAAAGUAUUUAGUCAGCCACCAAUUGUGCAAGUUCUCCCACUUAAAAAGAUGAGAGAUGCCUGUAAUUUUCAUCAUAGGUACACGUCAACUAUGACAGACAAAUUGAGGAAAAAAAAUUCCAGAAAAUCACAUUGUAGGAUUUUUAAUGAAUUUAUUUGCAAAUUAUGGUGGAAAAUAAGUAUUUGGUCACCUACAAACAAGAAAGAUUUCUGGCUCUCACAGACCUGUAACUUCUUCUUUAAGAGGCUCCUCUGUCCUCCACUCGUUACCUGUAUUAAUGGCACCUGUUUGAACUUGUUAUCAGUAUAAAAGACACCUGUCCACAACCUCAAACAGUCACACUCCAAACUCCACUAUGGCCAAGACCAAAGAGCUGUCAAAGGACACCAGAAACAAAAUUGUAGACCUGCACCAGGCUGGGAAGACUAAAUCUGCAAUAGGUAAGCAGCUUGGUUUGAAGAAAUCAACUGUGGGAGUAAUUAUUAGGAAAUGGAAGACAUACAAGACCACUGAUAAUCUCCCUCGAUCUGGGGCUCCACGCAAGAUCUCACCCCGUGGGGUCAAAAUGAUCACAAGAACGGUGAGCAAAAAUCCCAGAACCACACGGGGGGACCUAGUGAAUGACCUGCAGAGAGCUGGGAACAAAGUAACAAAGCCUACCAUCAGUAACACACUACGCCGCCAGGGACUCAAAUCCUGCAGUGCCAGACGUGUCCCCCUGCUUAAGCCAGUACAUGUCCUGGCCCGUCUGAAGUUUGCUAGAGUGCAUUUGGAUGAUCCAGAAGAGGAUUGGGAGAAUGUCAUAUGGUCAGAUGAAACCAAAAUAUAACUUUUUGGUAAAAACUCAACUCGUCGUGUUUGGAGGACAAAGAAUGCUGAGUUGCAUCCAAAGAACACCAUACCUACUGUGAAGCAUGGGGGUGGAAACAUCAUGCUUUGGGGCUGUUUUUCUGCAAAGGGACCAGGACGACUGAUCCGUGUAAAGGAAAGAAUGAAUGGGGCCAUGUAUCGGGAGAUUUUGAGUGAAAACCUCCUUCCAUCAGCAAGGGCAUUGAAGAUGAAACAUGGCUGGGUCUUUCAGCAUGACAAUGAUCCCAAACACACCGCCCGGGCAACGAAGGAGUGGCUUCGUAAGAAGCAUUUCAAGGUCCUGGAGUGGCCUAGCCAGUCUCCAGAUCUCAACCCCAUAGAAAAUCUUUGGAGGGAGUUGAAAGUCCGUGUUGCCCAGCGACAGCCCCAAAACAUCACUGCUCUAGAGGAGAUCUGCAUGGAGGAAUGGGCCAAAAUACCAGCAACAGUGUGUGAAAACCUUGUGAAGACUUACAGAAAACGUUUGACCUGUGUCAUUGCCAACAAAGGGUAUAUAACAAAGUAUUGAGAAACUUUUGUUAUUGACCAAAUACUUAUUUUCCACCAUAAUUUGCAAAUAAAUUCAUAAAAAAUCCUACAAUGUGAUUUUCUAGAUUUUUUUUCCUCAUUUUGUCUGUCAUAGUUGACGUGUACCUAUGAUGAAAAUUACAGGCCUCUCUCAUCUUUUUAAGUGGGAGAACUUGCACAAUUGGUGGCUGACUAAAUACUUUUUUUCCCCACUGUACAUGCAAAACACAGAUAUUAAAAACAAUUCCAAAAAUAUCAACCUGCAGUAUAGCAUGUUGUGAGAAAAGUUAAUUUGUUAUCAUAUCUUUACAAAAUGUAGUUGGUGUGACUUCUCAUUUAGUUUUGAGUCAGUACCACAUAAACAUUUCAAGUAAUAAUUACUUUUCAUUGACUUUGAGUACAACUUACUACAAGUGUUUGAGUAAAAAAUGCCUUGGGGUUUACAGUGUGGGUCCUGAUUGUGCUACUGCAAUAUCCUUAGUUACAACAGAAAGAGAAAGUUGAAACCUACAUCCUAAAUUUGCCUACAAAAUAUAUAUAUAUAUUUUUGGAAUGUUCGUUCAAAUCGCCUCAGAUUUAUGUCGGCUGUUCAGAAAUAUGAGGCAGAGACGUAGGCUACAUCAGGGUUUCCCAAACUCGGUCCUGGAGCCCCACCUGGGUGCAUGUUUUGUUUUUUGCCCUAGCACUACAUAGCUGAUUCAAUUAACCAAUUCAUAAUCAAGCUUUAAUUAUUUGAAUCCGCUCUGUAGUGCUAGGGCAAAAAACUAAACGUGCACCCAGGGGGGUUCCCAUGACGAGUUUGGGAAAUCCUGGGUUACAUCAUCAUGUCGAUCAAAUUGGUUGAUAGGAAGGGUUCAGAAGAGGGUGAGUAAUGUGAAGGGAGGGUGAUGUUUACAGUGAGGGAAAAAAGUAAGUUUGCCCACUGACAAAGACAUGAUCAGUCUAUAAUUUUAAUGGUAGGUUUAUUUGAACAGUAAGAGACAGAAUAACAACAAAAAAUUCCAGAAAAACGCAUGUCAAAAAUGUUAUAAAUGGAUUCGCAUUAUAAUGAGGGAAAUAAUUAUUUGACCCCUCUGCAAAACAUGACUCAGUACUUGGUGGCAGAACCCAUGUUGGCAAUCACAGAGGUCAGACGUUUCUGUAGUUGGCCACCAGGUUUGCACACAUCUCAGGAGGGAUUUUGUUCCACUCCUCUUUGCAGAUCUUCUCCAAGUCAUUAAGGUUUCGAGGCUGACGUUUGGCAACUCGAACCUUCAGCUCCUUCCACAGAUUUUCUAUGGGAUUAAGGUCUGGAGACUGGCUAUGCCACUCCAGGACUUUAAUGUGCUUCUUCUUGAGCCACUCCUUUGUUGCCUUGGUCUUGGGUCAUUGUCAUGCUGGAAUACCCAUCCACGACCCAUUUUCAAUGCCCUGGCUGAGGGAAGGAGGUUCUCACCCAAGAUUUGACGGUACAUGGCCCCGUCCAACGUCCCUUUGAUGCGGUGAAGUUGUCCUGUCCCCUUAGCAGAAAAACACCCCCAAAGCAUAAUGUUUCCACCUCCAUGUUUGACGGUGGGGAUGGUGUUCUUGGGGUCAUAGGCAGCAUUCCUCCUCCUCCAAACAAGGUGAGUUGAGUUGAUGCCAAAGAGCUCGAUUUUGGUCUCAUCUGACCACAACACUUUCACCCAGUUCUCCUCUGAAUCAUUCAGAUGUUCAUUGGCAAACUUCAGACGGGGCUGUAUAUGUGCUUUCUUGAGCAGGGGCACCUUGCGGGUGCUGCAGGAUUUCAGUCCUUCACGGCGUAGUGUGUUACCAAUUGUUUUCUUGGUGACUAUGGUCCCAGCUGCCUUGAGAUCAUUGACAAGAUCCUCCCUUGUAGUUCUGGGCUGAUUCCUCACCGUUCUCAUGAUCAUUGCAACUCCACGAGGUGAGAUCUUGCAUGGAGCCCCAGGCCGAGGGAGGUUGACAGGUCUUUUGUGUUUCUUCCAUUUGCGAAUAAUCGCACCAACUGUUGUCACCUUCUCACCAAGCUGCUUGGUGAUGGUCUUGUAGCCCAUUCCAGCCUUGUGUAGGUCUACAAUCUUGUCCCUGACAUCCUUGGAGAGCUCUUUGGUCUUGGCCAUGGUGGAGAGUUUGGAAUCUGAUUGAUUGAUUGCUUCUGUGGACAGGUGUAUUUUAUACAGGUAACAAGCUGAGAUUAGGAGCACUCCCUUUAAGAGUGUGCUCCUUAUCUCAGCUCGUUACCUGUAUAAAAGACACCUGGGAGCCAGAAAUCUUUCUGAUUGAGAGAGGGUCAAAUACUUAUUUCCCACAUUAAAAUGCAAAUCAAUUUAUAACAUUUUUGACAAAUGCGUUUUUCUGGAUUUUUUUGUUGUUAUUCUGUCUCUCACUGUUCAAAUAUACCUACUAUUAAAAUUAUAGACUGAUCAUUUCUUUGUCAGUGGGCAAACGUACAAAAUCAGCAGGGGAUCAAAUACUUUUUUCCCUCACUGUAUGUAAAGUAACACACGCGCAGCCUCAGUCAAGAAGUUAGUGUGAAAAAUAAAAUAAUAAUUGCUCCAUGUCAGUUAGACAUCUGAUCCAAUUAAGUAUUUGUGUGUUCAUGUUUGCAUUGAUAUGUGUGUGACGGCUGUUGAUGCGUUUUCUUGUGUUUGUGUGCGUUUACAUUUGUGUGUAUGUGUGUGUAGAGAGGAGAGGUAGUGUGUGUGAAGCGGAGUUGUCCUGCUGUGUCCUGUCCACACCCUGCGCUGGACGGUUGUGUGUGCGGUGUGUGUGAUGGCUGUCGCUUCAACGGACGAGACUGUUCCAAUGGAGAGCGCUUCCCGCACCCCUCAGACCACUGUCAACGCUGCACAUGCCUGGUACACACAUACACCACAAACUUCAUACACACAUACACUGUGUCUGUAUGUGACCAACCUUCGAUACUCCACUGAGAUAAAACUUAAGGCUUAGACAGUAAUGGGGGCUAACACAAAUCUUCAGGUCUCUGGAGAGACACAAUGUUAUUACUGUAUUUGCUCUAGUUUUGGUACAUGUUUCUAUGUGUAUGUGACUGUGUGUAGAACGGUGGUGUGGUGUGUGUGUCAGGGUCGUGCCCGCCCGUGUUGUGUGCGCGUCCUGUGGUCCCUCAAGGGGAGUGCUGCCCCAUCUGCAGAGGGGUGUGCCUUUACCAGGGGGAGGAGUUUCAGUCUGGGACUUCCUUCACCCCCCCCACUGACCCCUGCUCCACCUGCAGCUGUCUGGUGAGAAUACAGCUUUAACUCUUCCCCCUGUCCCUCCCUCUAUCUCUUUGAAGUGUCUGUCUAUCCUCUUAUAUCACUGUUUCCCAGUUGUUCCAUAUUGUGCUAUUCUACACCUCUGUCCCAUCUUUCUCUCCCUCCAUCUUUCUCGCUCUCUCCCCUCUCUCUCUCUAGAAUGAAGUGGUGACGUGUCAUAAAAAGCUGUGUCCUGUUCAAUGUUCCCACCCCCUCCCCUCUGAAUCAUCCAAUGGCUGCUGUCCACUGUGUGAGGCCUGCCUCUACGGGGGUGUGGUCUACUCUAACAGGUAGGUCUAAUUCCACACACACACCCUCUGACGCCCACACACACACACACACACACUGUUACCCACUCACACACCUUCACUGUUACGUCUCGCUCCUGUGACAAGCUGGAUGUCUGUAAACACUCUCCUCUCUCCCCUAACAGACAAACCUUCACCCCAGCAGCCACACCCCUCACCCCAGGGCUAGCCAAUCCCUGUCAGCGCUGUACCUGUGUGAGGGGGAGUGUCACUUGCGUGCCCCUCCUCUGCCCCCCCACCUCCUGCCCCCAACCAAUCACACUGCCAGGAGACUGCUGCCCCCAGUGUGCAGGUAAACCCACAAACUGAAUGAAAACAUGGAAUAUCUCAUGUUUUCCAUCCAACUAUUUUGCAGGUUAGGGUGCAUUAGAGAAUGUUGCUAUUAAAAUCCCUGUGUGUUUGUUUCUCUCAGUGUGUGUAUACCAGGGUGAGGAGUACAGUGAGGGACAGCAGUGGACUCCCAGCUCCAACUUCUGCACUACAUGUGCCUGUCAGGUCAGACUAUACCUCCUCUCUCUUUCCUGCGUGUGUGUUUGUGCAGGUGUCUGCGGCGUAUGUGUGCGUAUAAUGUGUGUGUGUUUGUUCCAGACAGGGAAGGUGCAGUGUGUGGGUCCAGAGUGUCCUAAGCUGACCUGUAUGCAUCAGCUGACAGAACCAGGAACGUGCUGUCCUCGCUGCAGAGGUAACACACCAGCUUGGGCUUUGUAGUUGCCUUCCCAUAUAUUUAACAAGUUAUAGAUUUACACAAUUUAGCGCACUCUGUGGACGUAAAAUGUUGUGUGUGUGUGUAUCUCAGGGUGUGUGUAUGACAGAGAGGAGCAUGCUGAGGGCAGUAGCUGGUUUGCAGACUCUACUCCCUGUAUGAGCUGUAUAUGUGUGGACGGAGUGACCACCUGCUCGGAGGUCCGCUGUCUGUCCCCCUGCAUCAACACCAUCACUGUACCUGGGGAGUGCUGCCCUGUGUGUGCAGGUAACUAUAAUACACACACCCUGUUUACCUUCUGUGUUCCUCUGUUUAGUUCAGUGUCUCUGUGUGUGUUUGGUCAGACUGUGAUCAGUGUCUCUCUUUGUGUUUGGUCAGACUGUGAUCAGUGUUUCUGUUUCUGUUUGGUCAGACUGUGAUCAGUGUCUCUCUUUGUGUUUGGUCAGACUGUGAUCAGUGUCUCUGUUUGUGUUUGGUCAGACUGUGAUCAGUGUCUCUGUUUGUGUUUGGUCAGACUGUGAUCAGUGUCACUGUUUGUGUUUGGUCAGACUGUGAUCAGUGUCUCUGUUUGUGUUUGGUCAGACUGUGAUCAGUGUCUCUGUGUUUGGUCAGACUGUGUGUUUGAGGGCAGAGUGUACGGUCCAGGAGACAGCUUCCACCCUGCAGAUGACCCCUGUCACAUCUGCACCUGCGAGGUACUACACACACACACACACACACACACACACACAGCCUUGAGUCUAGAUACAGUAUUGUAGCAGGUGAUGGUGUUGUCAUUGUUUCCUGUGUCCAGGUGAUGCCGGAUGGAGAGCAGCACCUGAGGUGUUACCGUAAGCAGUGUCCCAGCCUG
Coregonus sp. 'balchen' is the source of this 14796-nucleotide messenger RNA. NCBI's taxonomy places the organism in Eukaryota, Metazoa, Chordata, Actinopteri, Salmoniformes, Salmonidae. The record is from the annotation of a GenBank genome assembly.